AUGCUCUUACCUCAGCAAACUUUUGUGUGAUUACACAGACACACUUUCUUACUUUCGGUUUUAUCAUUUUAUAAAAUGUCAUUGUCAUGAUGAUCAAGUUCUGGCAAUGUUAAAACAUGGAGGUGGAUAGUGAUGAAUUUUUUGAGGAUGAGUGGUACAGUCAUUUAUUGCUUCACCAACCUGCAGGUGUUCUGUAUGAAAUAUUCAAGCACUUGGACUGGAUGGACCUGUGCUCAUUAGCACAGACGUGUACUAAAUUCAGAGAUCUCAUCAAAAAAGCUACAAUAUGGAUGCAGAUGAAAUUAUUAGAUUUUACAAACUGUCCACUUCCAAUGGCAGAGAAAAUGUUGAAUAUUGUAAAACGUUGUCCUAAUGCAGAGAACAUCAGAGUUGGAGGAAUGGUUUUGGAACUUUCAGCAUUAGAUGAUUUUCUUGCAUCAGUUUUUGAUUGUUGUCCUCACUUAAGACAGCUGUACAUUAACAACCCAUCCAUAAACAAUGAGUGCAUGGAAGUGUUGCACAGAAAGGGAGAGAACUUGGACGUUUUAUCUGUGAAUUUGUUUGAUGAAUACCUAGACAGUCAACACCUGACUCAAGUGGUAGCCAUGAAAAACCUGGCAGAACUCAAUAUCCAACAGUGCAGGUCAAAUAUUUUUGUCCAAAGAGUUGAAGAAAAGCCAACAUAUAAUAUUAGAAAGCUUAUAUUGAAUGAUUCGAUGUUGCAAGGAGAAAAUGUCACAGAGAUUUUACGUUCAUGUGUGCAUUUAGAAUACUUAGACCUCCAAAAUUCCAUAUCAACAUUUCCCACAGACAAUUUACCUGUUAGAAAUGGAUUAAAAAGACUAAAGGUCUUGAAUUUAGGACAAAAUGGUUUGCAGACUCUUGAGGUGGAACAUCCCUUUCCAAGUCUUGAGUCUUUGAAUAUUGACAUGUGCCAAAUCAUAGAAUCUGUAAAAGUGGCAGCACCUCUUUUGAAUCAAUUUUCAUGCAAUUCCUGUGAUGUCUUAGAGAGUCUUGAGUUGUCUCCCUGCAGCAUAAAUUCUGUACACCUCAGACUGGAAUCACUCCAGACUAUGCAAAUCAACAGUGUCUGUCUACAGGAAGUGGAAAUCUCCUGUAACAAAAGGUUAUCAUGCGAGUCUUUCAUGGCAGCUAUUCCACACAAAGAUCAAAUCCAAAUAUUAACACUGGACCAGUGUGAAGGAAUAUCUGCACAGGAUCUCAAUGAAAUUCUAAACGAACUACCCAAUCUGAGGGAGUUGAAGGUGAAUGUUGGAGAACCCAGAGUGCAGUGGAACCAGGCAGAAAUAAGAUCUCAGACACUCAGAAUCCUUCACUUUGGUGGCUGCUUCAUUCUGUCCAGUCUUCCAGUGAAUGCCUCCACUCUGACCUCCUUACAUCUACAGGGCUGUAGAGAUUUUGAGGAGGCAGAGCUCUUUGAUGGGCUGUUGUAUGGCAAAAGGAUACAGAGAACAAGAGGCAUGGAGUGUCAGUGGAAUCAAAGGGUGGAUCAAGCUAUUUUUGAAAACCAUAGUGGUGUAGAGAAUUUACAAGAGCUGUACCUGUCAGAUAUGAAGGGCAUCAAAGGAACAUUGCUCUCCUCAGUUGUCAACAACUUUAGGUCCCUCUCCAAACUUGUCAUUAAGAAAUGCAGUUUUUUCUCACAGCUGUCUCUUUCAAAUUGCACCACUAUAGAAGUUUUAUGUAUAGAAAGCUGUCCAAAAUUUACCUCCUUGAAUAUCUCGAACUCUCCAAAUCUCCAUAUUCUCCAUGUACAGUACUGCAGUAUGAUGCAGCAGUGUAUUGUAACAGCCAAUCAACUGACUGACGUUGAUUUCAAUGGAACAAACUUCUCACACUUUGACCUGAGAUCGGUAGAACUGACAGAUUUAAUUGUACAAGGAGUAUGUACAAGGGAGUCCAACAAGAUAAACCUGAGUUGUCCCUUCUUGAGAACCCUCAACAUUCAGAAGUGUGAUAUGCUGACAGAUGAGACACUAGAAGAAAUUUUCUGUCAUUGUCCAAAGCUGACAUCACUAACAAUUUUAGGAAGUAAUCAGCUGAGGAAUUUACAGAUACCAGAAUCUCUGGAAGUUUUAAGUGUGACAGGUCUGAGGAGAUUACAGACUGUCCGAGUAACGGAAUCGUCCAGAAUACAACAUCUGACCCUGAAUAAUCUACCCAAAUUUACACCAAGUUUGAGAAUGGAGCUAUUAAGGCAGUGUGAGAAGUCUUUAGAAGUUCUAGAGGUCAGAGCCAUACCAGGGGAGAUAAAUCUCUCCCUCCAACUCACUCAAUUAAAGUGUCUUACGCUGGAUCAAGGCAUUCAUCUGUCCACACUAUGCAUAAAAUGUCCAAAGCUGUCAGCUCUCAGGGUACAAGGCUGUCCUAAGCUAUCUCACUUGGAGAUUGAAAUUGAGAAGUUGUCCCAGAUUCAGGUCCACCACAGCGUACAGUUACUGGCACUCCAUCACAUAAGGAUAAGAAUUACGUCCAUUAGACGACUGUCAUCUGUACUAGUUCAUUAUACUCCAAAUCUACAGUCAUUAACAAUUGAGGAAGGCAGAACUUCAAAAGAGGAGAUAGUGAAACUUGGCAGGUCAUUAUGCUGUUUAGAAAAUAUAAUUUUGAAGAACUGUGUAGAAGAAGAUAAUUGUGGAGAAAGGUUUAGCCCAUUAUUUCUUAGACGGGGAAACAAUAUUCCAUUAAAUGUUUCAAGGACGUGAAAGUGUGGACGUGAUCGUGGAAAACGUGGAGCGAGACGUACAGUGUACUAUUUAGUUUAGUACAUUGACUCCUGCAGUACUUCUGUUUACCUUCCAAUGGGUACAGAUCUACGACUACGGACGGCGAGUGUUUGGUUCCAGUGACAAUAUGCCACAGACAGUAUUCGUUUCAUGAUUUUAAUUUUAAAACUUCUUUUACAAUGGGAAUUCUGUGACAUGUCAAAUGUGCUCAGAAUAAAUUUUUCAAUCAU
Messenger RNA from Ostrea edulis (European flat oyster), 2977 nucleotides. RefSeq lists its product as uncharacterized. The record is from RefSeq and is a predicted model, not a curated record. The coding region runs from base 117 to 2726 and encodes 869 amino acids. The transcript is spliced from 23 exons. NCBI's taxonomy places the organism in Eukaryota, Metazoa, Mollusca, Bivalvia, Ostreida, Ostreidae. Gene Ontology annotation, molecular function: protein binding. Gene Ontology annotation, biological process: SCF-dependent proteasomal ubiquitin-dependent protein catabolic process. Gene Ontology annotation, cellular component: SCF ubiquitin ligase complex.